AUGCAAUGUGUUAGACAAGUCACCAUUGGGGACUACAAUGGACAUGUCGGUCUGGGUGUGAAGUGCUCAAAGGAAGUAGCCACUGCCAUCCGUGGAGCCAUCAUCCUGGCCGAGCUCUCUAUUGUGCCUGUGCGGCGAGGCUACUGGGGAAACAAGAUCGGCAAGCCCCACACCGUACCUUGCAAGGUGACUGGCCGCUGUGGCUCUGUACUGGUGCGCCUCAUCCCUGCCCCCAGGGGUACGGGCAUUGUCUCGGCCCCUGUGCCCAAGAAGUUGCUGAUGAUGGCUGGUAUUGACGACUGCUACACUUCGGCCAGGGGCUGCACUGCCACCCUGGGCAACUUCGCCAAGGCCACCUUUGAUGCCAUCUCUAAGACCUACAGCUAUCUCACCCCAGAUCUCUGGAAAGAGACCGUGUUCACCAAGUCUCCCUACCAGGAAUUCACUGACCAUCUUGUCAAGACCCACACCAGAGUUUCUGUGCAGAGGACCCAGGCUCCAGCUGUGGCCACCACAUAAUUAUAUACAAGAAAAAUAAAGUGAAUUAAGCCUGCUAAAAAAAAAAUAA
Messenger RNA from Myotis brandtii (Brandt's bat), 568 nucleotides. Its product is annotated as 40S ribosomal protein S2. Gene Ontology annotation, cellular component: ribosome; cytosolic small ribosomal subunit. Bases 1 to 519 code for a protein of 172 amino acids. The transcript has 3 exons. NCBI's taxonomy places the organism in Eukaryota, Metazoa, Chordata, Mammalia, Chiroptera, Vespertilionidae. Gene Ontology annotation, biological process: translation. The record is from RefSeq and is a predicted model, not a curated record. Gene Ontology annotation, molecular function: structural constituent of ribosome; RNA binding.